UCACAAUUGUUGAGGUAAUAAUAUGCAACAAAUAGUAUGGUGUUGGUGUUACUUUAUAGUAUUACUUUUUGGUGAAUGUUACGGGGCGCCCGAUGGAGAGAUUCCCGAACCAUAUGAGCCACCCACUUCCGCGGAAGUAUACGAAGAACAUGCAAUGAAAGUGUUCGAGAUUCCCAAAGGGAAAAAUGCCCGACUCACCUGUGGCAGUAAUGAUAAGGAUCACAUCUUCGCCUUCUGGCAAGUGGGCAACAAUGUACUGGUUGGACCAGGAAAUAAAUUCAAUGAUCGCAAAUACGAUUACGAAAUCCUUACAGGAAAGUUGACCAUCAAGGCUGUUUCCCCACAAGAAGAAGGUGUCUACACAUGCGUUUCGAAAGGAGUACGAAAUAGUAACAGCUUCAACAUUCGAACUGUAAGAAUGAUAGUCAAAGAAGACUGGGAAGAAGUUUACGAAAAUGAUCCAAAUGUUAAUUUCUUUAGAGUUGUUAUUGUUCUAGCAUCUCUCCUAAUAAUAAUGGGUCUCCUGUAUGCCGCUUACAAAAUACGAAAAAGGCAUAGACUGCACGAAUAUUUAGAAAAUUUAGAAGACGAAGAUGAAGAAAGCGGGGAUGAAAUUUUCAGAGCGCCAGGCACAUCCAGAGGAGGAACUGGGAAUAUUGUUUUAGACAAGUCAGUUAGCAUAGACACGGACUUUGGGAGUAUACUGAACAACGCCCAACAAAAAAAUUAAAUAUAGCGAUAAAUUAUUAAUACAUUAUAGAUAGAAAAUUAAAAAUUAUUUAUUCCUGU
This is a messenger RNA of Agrilus planipennis (emerald ash borer), 789 nucleotides long. RefSeq lists its product as uncharacterized. The transcript is spliced from 4 exons. The coding region runs from base 23 to 730 and encodes 235 amino acids. The record is from RefSeq and is a predicted model, not a curated record. Lineage: Eukaryota; Metazoa; Arthropoda; Insecta; Coleoptera; Buprestidae.